AUGAGUCCUUCUCUGGAACCGCUAGCUAUAACUGGGAUGUCCCUAAAAUUCCCAGGGGAAGCCGAAUCUACUGAAUCGUUCUGGAAAUUGAUUACAGGGGGCCAGACACCAAUGAGAGACCACCCCCCUGAUCGAUCGAACAUUGAUGCAUUUUACCACGCUGACCGCGGUCGUCUUGAUCGGUUAUCAGCGCGCGGGGGGAACUUCUUGGAUCAAGAUAUAAGUCGGUUUGAUGCUUCAUUUUUCUCGAUUAAUGCGGUGGAGGCAGAGGCAAUGGACCCCCAGCAGCGUCUAAUCUUGGAGACUGUCUACCACGCCUUCGAGAAUGCUGGAAUCACGCUCAAUCAGGCCUCGGGGUCCAAGACCUGCGAUCCUAUGACUGUACCCAAGUUUCAUUCUACAGGGGUUUCGAUGAAUAUGCUAUCUGAUAGAGUGAGCUGGUUCUUCAAUCUCACUGGUCCGAGUGCUACUGUAGAUACAGCAUGCUCCAGCAGUCUGAUAGCCCUCGACCUUGCGUGCCAAUCUAUUUGGAGUGGAAACUCCUCUAUGGGUGUGGCUAUUGGCAGCAAUGUGAUCAUCGGACUUGACACUGGCAUACCACUUGAUAACCUUGGUUUAUUGUCCAAUGAGAGCAGGUCAUUUAGCUUUGAUCAGCGCGGCAAUGGGUAUGCUCGUGGCGAGGGAGUUGGGGUCCUGGUACUUUGCCCUCUUAAGGAUGCUAUCAAUCACAACGAUACUAUUAGAGUAGUGAUUCGCUCAUCAGGGUCGAACCAUGAUGGGCGAACUCCUGGAAUAACACGGCCUAGUAUGGCCUUGCAGCAACAGCUCAUUCUAGACACCUAUAAGAAAGCUGACCUUGACUUGUCUCUGACACGCUAUGUCGAGGCUCAUGGAACAGUUGGAGGAUCUGUCAAAUCCACAAUUGGUCACCUGGAGGGUGCAAGCGGAAUUGCGGGUGUCAUAAAAACGGUCAUUGCUCUGGAAAAAGGAAUAAUCCGCCCAAAUACCGAUUUUCAGCAAUUGAAUCCUAGGAUCGACGAUGCCUACCUUCGGAUCAAGGUGGCGGACAAGCAGAUUUCUUGGCCAACAGACGGCUUACGGCGAGCCUCUGUAAAUUCGUUUGGGUUUGGGGGCUCGAACGGACACAUAGUACUGGAUGACGCCUAUCACUCGUUGCAAACCAGUCGCUCCCAAGCGAACCAUAACACAACUGUGUAUAAGUCGAAUGGUUUGCUAAAGGACGAGAUCGCUUCACCUAGGCUACUCGUUUUAUCGUCGACAGAUGAGGAUGGCUUCUCCCGCCUUAAGGAUUCCUGGAGCUCGUUUUUCUCUUCCCUUGAGAUACCUACCACAGAGAAACAACGCUUCCUUAAUAACCUAGCGUAUACCUUGGGUCUCCGUCGAAAUCAUCUUUCUUGGAGAACGUUCACCGUCGCUCAUCCUAGUGAUGACUGGUCAUAUCUGGUUGAUGAUUUUGUCGCACUAGAACAGAUUAUACCUUCUCCCAAUGUAGCAUUUAUAUUUUCUGGGCAAGGGGCACAGUGGUAUGCUAUGGGCCGGGAGCUUCUUGAUGCUUACCAUGUAUUUCGCGAUAGUAUCCAGGCAGCUGGGGCCUAUAUACAGAGUCUUGGAUGCCAUUGGGACUUGGUUGACGAGCUACAGAAGGGAGAGGCUGAGUCCAAUGUCAACCAAACGGAGUACAGCCAAAUCCUCUGCACGGCUUUACAGAUUGCCAUGGCUGAUCUCUUACGUCAUGUAGGAGUAGUCCCUGAAGCUGUAGUCGGACAUUCGUCAGGUGAAAUUGCCGCUGCAUACUGUGCCCAUGCUAUACCCCGAGAGGUUGCAUGGAAGAUCGCCUUUUACCGCGGAUUAUGGACCAGCAAACUCGAAAAGUUUAGCAGUAUCAAUGGCGCAAUGCUUGCGGUUACUCUGUCGCCAGAAGCCAUUGCGCCAUUUCUUGAAAGGACGUUUGCCCACUACUCGGCUUCAAGGCUAACGAUUGCAUGCAUAAAUAGCCCUCAUAGUGUAACAGUAUCUGGAGAACAGCAACAGAUAAACACGCUGAAGGACUACCUUGACCAGGAGCAGAUAUUUUGCAGAAAGUUGAAAGUCAAAGUGGCAUACCAUUCCUUCCAAAUGGAUGAUAUUGCGACACAGUACCAUCAGGCCAUGGGUCUGAUAGAAGGAGCAGAUCAUAAAGGCAAAUGCCCAGAGAUCCUGUCUUCCGUGACAGGGACCUGGAUCUCACCUAGUGAGAUGCAACGCGCAUCAUAUUGGAUGAAGAACUUGGUUUCGACAGUCAACCUUUGCGAUGCUUUGACUACACUCUGCUCAAAUACCACUGAUGUGACCGUUAAAAAACUCGAUGGUAGUCAUCGACAGUCAUUAAGAAUGCACCAUCUUCUUGAGGUUGGACCUCACUCAGUUUUACAGGGCCCCAUCAAAGAUAUUCAGAAGGCAAUCCGGGGCCCCGCAGUUCCAUACUACUCAGUACUCGUCAGGGGAGCAUCAGCUGUGGAAACCUUUCUACUAGCUGUCGGUCAUUUAUAUGCUGCUGGAUACCCGACUAAUCUGUCUCGCGUGAAUCUAAUCACCUCCAAAGAAGAAAGACCAAUGUGCUUACCUUCAACUCCAAAGGUGAACAAGAACGAUCUGCUUGGCAUCCCAGAAUCGAACUGGAAUCCAUUAGAGCCACGCUGGCGGCAUAUAAUUCGGGCUUCAGAUCUGCCAUGGAUUAAGGAUCAUCAGAUUUCAGGCACAAUCAUAUAUCCUGCGGCAGGAAUGCUUGCCAUGCCCAUAGAGGCAGCCAAGCAGCUUGCAAGUCCAGGCAGGGUGGUCUCCGGGUUCAAUCUUGAAGAUACAGCACUUCUUGCCAGCAUUCAAAUUCCUCGAGGAGGCGGUGGUAUCGAGAUGAGCUUCUAUAUGCGACCUGGCGAUGCCAUAGAGACAAAGUUUUCUCAGUUAUUUUCGUUCAAGCUAUGCACAUAUGUGAAUGAUUGCUGGACGGAAAAUUGCCAUGGACGUAUCCAUAUUAUGUACCAACCGGACGAACCUGAUCCAAUCUAUGGGGACAAGCUAGAGCGAGAGGAAAUUACUGAUUCGCUGAAUGCAGUUUCAAAAGUACAAGAUGGAUGCACUUCACCUGUUUACAGUGAGGUGAUAUACAAUCAUAUGACCAGAUGCGGGUUUGAAUACGGCAAGACUUUUAGGCAGAUACACAGUCUGGCCGUGGGUGAAAGUAGUGAACAGGAAGUCAUUGGAGAUGUGAACAACUCAAGAGUAUCUACGCAAGAUACAAUUCACCCUACUUCUCUGGAUGGGAUUUUCCAGACCACGAUAUGGUCCAUGACAAAGGGAGGCACAAUAAGGGUUCCUACCUUUGUGCCCACGUAUAUCGCAAGUAUGUGGAUGGCUGCAAACUGUCCCAAAUGCAAUGUCCUCAAGACCCACACAAUGACGGUGGCCUCACAAAAUGGGGCAUUGUUGACGUCUAUUAAGGCAUUUAACCUGGAUCUUCGCGAGGUGAUGGUGUCUAUCGAAGGGCUGAAAUAUACCGCGAUUACGUCGAAAGCCCCUACAGAGAAUACGAGUCCCGUGAAGAACAAGCCGUGUCAUCGCUUUGAGUGGAAGCCAGAUAUUAAUCUCCUGAGCAACGAGGAAAUCCAUACCUUAUACUUCCUCGCCGAGCUUGACUUUCUCGUGAUGCUGAGAAUCAUGGAAACACUGCAGGUCAUAUCAGAACGCGAUAUCAAACCCCAAAAGCCGCACCUUAAUAGGUAUAUUGACUGGAUGAGGCACCACCAAGAACAGCUCCUGGGCGGAGAGCUUAUGUUCUCCGCAGAGUCAUGGAAGAGCCGAUUCAGUGAUACAAAUUUCAUCGAAGGUGUUGAAUCACGAGGAAUGUAUAAGAGUAAGCAAGGGGAGCUGGUUGCAAGGGUCACGCGACAUUUGGUAGACUUCUUGGACAAUGAGAUGGACCCAUUGGCAUUUUUGUACCAGGAUGACUUGGCCAGGGACUUUUAUGCGGAAGGGGUGAGGCUGAUCCUAUCCAUUGGCUUGUACUUGGAGAAGUAUGUUGAUCUCUUGGCCCAUGCAAAUCCGCAGAUGAAGAUUCUAGAGGUUGGCGCUGGGACCGGGUCUGCAACUGCCUCUCUACUGCGCAUUCUCAGAAACGGUCAUGAGCGCGAUUCAAUGAACCCUAGAUACGCGCAUUGGGAAUAUACGGAUAUAUCGCGCUCAUUCUUUGGCGAAGCUGCAAAGCGAUUUGCGUCUGAAGGAAGUCGAAUAGCGUUCAAAGCAUUAGACAUUGAGGAGGACCCGGCCGAUCAGGGUUUUGAAUAUGCAGCGUAUGACCUUCUUCUUGCUUCUAUGGUGUUCCACGCUACUUCGGAUCUGGCCAGGACAUUGACCCACGCCCGAAGACUGUUGAAAUCUGGUGGAAAAUUAAUAUUAGUCGAGGGGACGAAUACCUCCGCUAUUCGCGCCGCUGGAGCAUUUGGCCUUCUCGAAGGGUGGUGGCUUGGUUCGGAAUCAUACCGAUCGUUCAGUCCAUUUGUGGGUAAAUCCCAGUGGAACACACUACUAUUACAAACUGGUUAUGCGGGUUGCGAGAUCUUCUUCCCAGACUACGAUGAUCGGAUAUGCCAUGAGAAUGCAGUCAUUAUUUCGACAGCAGCACAAAACCCAUCUCAAUUAGCCUAUGAUCAGCCCAUUGACAUUGUGUAUGAGCCUAGUGAUCCUACACAGCUGGACAUUGGACGUACUCUUGCCCAUCAUUACACAACUCAAACCCAAUCUGUUAGGCUCAUUCCAAUCCAGGAUGCGGCCCCUUCUUCUAGGGUGACCCUGCAAGUUUUCCUCCUAGAGUACCGAAAGCCAGUGUUCUAUGAUAUCGGGGAGGACAUAUACGAUAGACUUCAGCCUCUUCUACUUUCGGUUGACCCUAUACUAUGGGUGACCAACGGAGGGGGGAAAGAGUCCUCAUUGCCGAAGUCACACCUGAUAGAUGGGCUGUUUAGAGUAUUACCAGAGGAAGAUGGGAACAGAUCUCGCUACGUCCUUACUCUUGACCCUACGGAAAAGCCGAAGGUCCCUCAUUAUGAGACCAUCGCGAAGCUUACCCAACGAAUUCUGAGUGCCACUGUACCUAUUGAUACGGAGUAUAUUGAGUACAACGGAAUAUUGCAAAUUCCCCGCUUAACUGUUGAUCCGGUUCUAAAUAAAGCUAUCUCUGACCAGGAACAAGUGGUUGUAGAAAGGAAGCAGAAAUUCUGCUCUGGCCCACCACUUAAAUUGGAUGUAUCCUCACCCUCCAUGUUAAAUGGGUUCAAAUUUAUCGAAGAUGAUGCUGUACAACAUCCUCUAGUACCAAACGAAAUUGGAAUCCAAAACAGAUCGGUCGGUAUCAACUUUCGUGAUCUACUGGUGUCGCUGGGACAACUCGAGUCGAACCAAACGGGCCUGGAAUGUGCCGGUGUUGUCGUCCAUGUCGGGGACUCAUGUAGAAGAAUCAAGGUUGGAGACCGCGUUGCUGCUCUAUAUCCUACCACAUUUUCCCCCUACAUUCGCCUUCCAGAGUCAGGUCCAGUCGCAAUCAUUCCCGCAGGCAUGUCAUACGCAGAUGCAGCUUCCAUUCCAGUUAGCUUUGCUACGUCCUAUAUUGCAAUGAGAAAGGCUGCCUCCCUCCAAGCCGGGGAGUCGAUACUAAUCCACUCAGGGGCCGGCGGUACUGGGCAGGCGGCUAUUCAAAUUGCACAAUACAUUGGUGCAGAGGUCUAUACGACAGUCAGUUCGGAGUCUAAAAAGCAGCUGCUGGUCGAGGCGUACGGUGUUCCUGACGACCAUAUAUUCUCUAGCCGAUCAACAGGUUUUGCAAAAGCGGUAAUGAGAAGAACGGCAGGUAAAGGCGUUAACGUGGUAUUCAACUCUCUAUCCGGUGAUGCAAUGCUGGCUUCGUGGCAAUGCAUUGCAGCAUAUGGCCGCUUUAUUGAAAUUGGAAAGCGAGAUAUCCUGUCGAAUAACAACCUGCCCCUGGGCAAGUUCCUUCGCAAUACCAUGUUCAGAGCGUUCGAUUUAGAGGGAUUGAUAAUGGAUUGCCCAGAAGUCUGCUUAUCGGCUUUGGAAGAUAUACUAUCACUAAUAUCAAACGGUAUCUUGCGGCCAGUGCAGCCAAUUACUGCGUACGGAAUUAGCGAGAUCGAGGCUGCUUUCAGAUCCAUGCAGACAGGCAAGCUCCAAGGAAAGCUGAUAAUCGAUAUGCGAAUGGAGGACAGGGUCAUGACCGUGUUAAAGACAAAGUCUAACUUCAUCUGUAAUGGUAACGCAACAUAUGUCAUUGCGGGUGGUCUCGGUGGUAUUGGCCAAAGCAUCGCAGCCUGGUUUGUGGACCGUGGCGCCCGAACACUCCUCCUGCUCUCACGUUCAGGCGCCAAAGGAACUGAAGUCAUGAAGUUUAUCGACUCCUUACAGUCCAAAGGUGCUAGGGUUAUUGCUCCGGCUUGUGAUAUAUCCAAUGAAAGCGCUUUGCGUAAAGUGCUUGAAGAAUGGCAGUCUCAACUACCGCCUAUCAAGGGAUAUAUCCAGACUGCCAUGGUCUUACAGGACUGCACUUUCGAGGACAUGUCAUACAAACACUGGGAGGCAGCAGUCAAGCCAAAAACUCAGGGUUCAUGGAAUCUGCAUUGUCUUUUGCCAAGGGGCAUGGAGUUCUUCAUUCUACUUUCGUCCACAACGGGCAUCAUUGGCGCUCAUGGUCAGGCUAAUUAUGCUGCGGGAAAUACCUUCCAGGACGCUCUCACGCGGUAUAGAGUGAACCUGGGCGAGAGGGCUGCAUCACUAGACCUGGGGCACAUUGUUUAUACCGGAGCUAUGGCGAGCAAUCCAAAACUUCUGCAAAGAUGGCAAUCAAACUCAGUCUUUGCGCCCAUAACAGAAUCUGAGCUUAAGGCCUUGCUCGACUGCUACUGUAGUUGUUCACAUGGCUAUGAGCUUGACUGUCAACCAUCAAUCGGAGCUCAACCCGAAGUUAGAGAAAGAGGGUCGAGGACAGCCUCUUGGCUGGAGAAGCCACUCUUCAGGUGUAUGACACUCGAUGAAGAACAGUCACAAGACUUAACGAACCGAGGGCAGACUUUCCAGCUUGCAACAGCCAUGCACAAUGCCCGGUCUGUGUCGGACGGUAACCAGGCAGUUACAAGGGCUCUUACUGCUAAACUCUCACGCGCGUUGGCAUUGGACGAGAAGGACAUUGAUCCAGAUAAACACCUGGGCAAAUAUGGGGUGGAUUCACUCGUCGCUGUUGAGCUUCCUACGUGGUUUGCUGCGGAGCUGAAAGCCAAUAUUGCUAUUCUUGAUAUCAUCGGUAGUACAGUUGCGAGACUUGCAGAGUUAGCAGCUAGCCGAAGUAAACUUGAGAAGGGAUACUCUACAUAA
Molecule: messenger RNA, 7431 nt
Organism: Aspergillus caelatus
Lineage: Eukaryota; Fungi; Ascomycota; Eurotiomycetes; Eurotiales; Aspergillaceae
Product: type I polyketide synthase
Exons: 17
Coding region: 1-7431 (2476 amino acids)
Biological process (GO): secondary metabolite biosynthetic process; fatty acid biosynthetic process
Molecular function (GO): phosphopantetheine binding; fatty acid synthase activity; oxidoreductase activity
Source: RefSeq, a predicted model, not a curated record